Pieris napi is the source of this 3055-nucleotide messenger RNA. RefSeq names its product soluble guanylate cyclase 88E (gene Gyc88E). The transcript has 16 exons. NCBI's taxonomy places the organism in Eukaryota, Metazoa, Arthropoda, Insecta, Lepidoptera, Pieridae. The coding region runs from base 178 to 2895 and encodes 905 amino acids. Gene Ontology annotation, molecular function: heme binding; guanylate cyclase activity; oxygen sensor activity. Gene Ontology annotation, biological process: nitric oxide-cGMP-mediated signaling; cGMP biosynthetic process; response to oxygen levels. Gene Ontology annotation, cellular component: guanylate cyclase complex, soluble. The record is from RefSeq and is a predicted model, not a curated record.
CAAGGCGCGCCACUCGAUCGCGCCACAAUUCAGUGACAUUUCGUGACAUGUGAUUUUCCCGCGCAAAGUUUGUCUAUGAAAAAUUUCUUUUUGUGACGUUUCAGUGUUUUUUUAAGUUAAAAAAGGUUUAAGUCUUGAGGUGAUUAUUAAACAGUGGGACGCUUUAAAGGAAUCAAGAUGUACGGGCUAUUACUAGAAAAUAUGGCAGAAUACAUCCGGCAGACGUAUGGCGAAGAAAAAUGGGAGGACAUCAGACGGCAGGCGGGUGUUGAGCAACCCUCCUUCUCCGUUCAUCAGGUGUACCCUGAGAAUCUCAUCGCACGAUUGGCCAAGACUGCACAAGAGGUUCUUGGUAUAACGGAAAAGGAAUUUAUGGAUCAAAUGGGUGUAUAUUUCGUUGGAUUCGUCUCACAGUAUGGCUACGAUCGCGUUCUAUCUGUUUUAGGACGACACAUGAGAGAUUUUCUUAACGGCCUAGACAAUUUACAUGAAUAUUUAAAGUUUAGUUACCCAAGAAUGCGGGCCCCAAGUUUCAUAUGUGAAAAUGAAACAAGACAAGGCCUCACAUUACACUAUCGGUCAAAGAGAAGAGGAUUUGUUUAUUAUGCUAUGGGACAAAUAAGAGAGGUGGCUCGCCACUUCUACCAUAAAGAGAUGCGAAUAGAGUUACUUAGAGAAGAGUUACUAUUUGAUACUGUCCAUGUGACGUUUCAAUUGACAUUUGACAAUCGUGCAUUCACUCUGGCCUCGCUCGCAAUGACAAGAGAAGAGAAGCAUUUACCAAUCAGCGCUUCUGUGCUAUUUGAGAUAUUCCCCUUUUGUAUUGUAUUUGGAUCGGAUAUGGUGGUACGUAGUAUUGGUAACUCCCUGAUGGUGAUUCUACCAGACCUGGUGGGGAAGAAAAUCACCAACUGGUUCGAUUUGGUCCGACCACUUAUUGCUUUCAAGUUUCAAACGAUAUUGAAUCGUACCAACAAUAUAUUCGAGCUGGUGACAGUAGAAGCGGUGAUGCAUGAGAAGGCACCAGACAGACGGAACAAUCUGCUUCGGCUCUCUGAUGAAUCCGACUGCACUACUGAAGAGAACCUACGAUUGAAAGGUCAAAUGAUUUAUAUGGACAAUUGGAGAAUGAUGAUGUAUUUAGGAACUCCAGUAAUGCCAGAUCUGUCUGCCCUCGUGUCCACUGGACUCUAUAUCAAUGAUUUGUCUAUGCAUGAUUUUAGCAGAGACCUAAUGUUAGCCGGUACUCAGCAGUCUGUGGAACUCAAACUGGCGCUUGACCAGGAGCAGCAGAAGAGUAAGAAACUAGAAGAGUCUAUGCGAAAACUGGAUGAAGAGAUGAAAAGAACGGACGAGCUACUCUACCAGAUGAUACCGAAACAGGUGGCUGAUAGAUUGAGGAAUGGAGAGAAUCCCAUUGAUACUUGCGAGAUGUUCGACAGCGUGUCAAUUCUCUUCUCUGACGUGGUUACGUUCACAGCGAUAUGCUCUCGCAUCACUCCAAUGGAGGUGGUCUCCAUGCUGAAUGCGAUGUACUCCAUAUUCGAUACACUGACCGAGAGGAACAGAGUUUACAAGGUGGAAACAAUAGGAGAUGCAUAUAUGGUUGUUUCUGGGGCUCCAGAGAAGGAAGACAAUCACGCUGAGAAGGUUUGCGAUAUGGCACUCGAUAUGGUCGAUGCUAUCACGGAUUUAAAGGACCCUAGCACCGGGUCCCAUCUCUCGAUCAGAGUAGGUGUUCAUUCUGGCGCUGUAGUGGCUGGAAUAGUAGGCUUAAAGAUGCCGAGAUAUUGUCUCUUUGGUGAUUCUGUGAACACUGCCUCCCGAAUGGAGUCUACCUCAGAAGCGAUGAGGAUUCAUAUAUCGCAAACAACUCAAGAGCUGUUAUCGCCAUCGUAUAUGGUCACUGAAAGAGGAGAGAUACAAGUGAAAGGGAAAGGUGCAAUGAAGACUUACUGGCUGGAAGGAAGAGAGUCCCGCCCAUCUCUUACAAAAGUGAUCUCCUCUCAAAUACAACCAGGACAAGAGUUAGAAUGGGAAAGAGCAGCUGACGUUAGAGACAGCAUAGCAGAACAUUCAGCUCAGCAGCUAAACCAUAAAGAUUUAAACAUGACAUCGGCAACAUCAUUAAUUAGUACGGGAAAUAUGAUUUCGCCAACUUUGAAACAGCCGAUCGUAACGUCACCCACAGAAGAGAGACGGAUGUAUUCGCCUGUCACUUUCCAAGAUGUAGCCAGACGGAGUAUUGCCAAUUCGCCGAAUAGAACCGAUAAAGAUAGAGAAUUCCGGCCGUUUCCCGACUCCAGGUCGACGUCAGCUAGUGUUGGAGCAGUGUGGACUGACGCGGAAUCUUUGGAUCCUCAACGGACCUUAGACAGCCUGAACUCUUCGUUCUGUUACAGUUCAACAUCUCCGUACAGAGUGGGAACUGCUCCCGUUUUGAACAGGGACAAAGAUUAUUUCACUGAAAAUAUCCGAUUGUCUCCGCCUUGUUCGGCGCCGGGUAUCGACACCGCAUAUGGGCCCAAUACUCACAUUACACAGACCACUAUCACACAUGUUCGAGCGGCAUCACAAAAUGGAGAGGAAAUAGAAACAGACACAGAAUACCAAGACGCAAACACAGGUUUAUCCCACAUAUGUACGGUGUCAGAAAACAUUGAGCAAAAUCUACCGAAACAGGGCAAAGUGGGGCGUUUUCGGGCGCGAAUAGCUCCAGGACACCACAAAAUAUGCCUCAAAAAUCCCAAAGAAUCGAAAGAAAAACCUCAAACUCCGACUAACCCUCAUGGUCAUCAUCAUACAAAAAAUGUUAAUCAUCAUCAGUGCUGUGGCGCGUUUGGAAAUCCACACGUGAGACAUAAAUCCAGUAACCCCAGUUGUCAUUUAAUCUAGUCUUUUUAUUGUUUUUAAUAUUUUAAAAGUACAAAGUAAGGUUAAGGUUUUAAUGUCAGUACGGGUACUCUCAACUCGCAAUAGCGAUCCCGACUUCAAUAUUCAUUUUUGUACCGCGCGAUCAUUGGUACAUCAGCGCUACGGAUAUUAAGAAAACUGC